AUGAUUACAUUCAUCCAGGAUGGCAUUGCACAGCUCCUGGGCAUUUUGGACAUCGAUGAAGCCAACUUGAAGAUCUUGAUCUGUGCGCUCUUAUCGUUCCCGUUCAGUUUCUUGUUCAAGCGGUUGCCUGACCGCAACUAUACCCUCAAGAACGUGUACAACAUUGCGGUGUCGGCUUUCUACGUGUUCGGCAUCCUCAACCUCUAUUCGGGGUUGAUGACGCUUCUCAUUCUGUCAUUGGGGUGCUACUUCAUCACCAGAUACUUGAGAACGUCCUCCAUGCCAUGGGUUAACUUUCUCUUCUUGAUGGGCCACUUGGCAUACAACCACGUCUCGGAGCAAUUCUUCAACUCCUACGACCCCACAAAGAUCGACAUCACCGGGGCCCAGAUGGUUUUGGUGAUGAAACUCUCGGCAUUCGGGUGGAACAUCCACGAUGGUAAGCAGCCUGUGGCGCUGCUUACGCCCUACGCCAGAGAAAGAAUGUUGAAGAAGCACCCCAACAUAUUGCCCUACAUUGGAUAUGUGUUCUUCUAUGCUUCUUUGCUAACUGGCCCUGCGUUUGACUACGCUGACUAUGACAAGUUCAUCCACUCUACCUUGUUUGAUGACGUACCCGAAGAUAAGCGUCCUGGAAAGACCAAGAGAAGAAUUCCUCGCAGUGGUAAGGAAUCUUUGAGAAAGACCUUGCAGGGCUUCUUUUGGGCCUUUCUCUUUGCCAAUUCGUCCAAAUACGUGUCGCUUGACUAUGUUCUUAGUGGAAAAUUGGUUGCAGAACACAACUUCUUCUACAGAAUAUUCUACUUGUGGAUUUUAGGAUUCAGCCAUAGAUUGAAGUAUUACACUAUUUGGUCAAUUGCUGAGGGUUCCUGUAUUUUGAGUGGAAUUGGCUACAAUGGGGUUGAUCCUGAAACAGGAAAGUUCAGGUGGAACCGUGUCCAGAACAUUGAUCCUUAUGCGUUCGAAACUGGCCAGAACUGCAAGGUUUGUUUGGAGUCUUGGAAUAUGAAUACCAACAAGUGGUUAAAGAAUUAUGUUUACUUGAGAAUUGCCCGUAAAGAUAAGGGACCUGGAGUCAAGAGUACCUUGUUCACGUUCGCAACCAGUGCUUUCUGGCAUGGAACCAGACCGGGAUACUACUUAUCCUUCGUGUUGGGGGCCUUCUUCCAAACUGUUGGUAAAAUUUACAGACGGAACUUUCGCCCUAUUUUCUUGGAGAAGGACGGUAAGACUGCCAAGCCUAGUAAGAAGUAUUACGAUAUUGUGUGCUACUUCGUGACCCAGUUAUCUUUUGGGUACAUUGUGCAGCCAUUUGUUGUGUUGGACCUUAAGCAAUCGUUGUAUGUGUGGUCCACUUGUUACUUUUACCUUCACAUUGGAAUUAUUGUGACCUUUUUUGUGUUCAGAGGUCCAUUCGCCAAGGACGUGGUCAAAUGGCUCAGAUCUUUCCAAGAUCAACCUGCGGAGAAGACUGUCAGGCCUUCACCCAAGAACAAGUUGAAUUCACAGGAGUCGGGAAUUGUCAAAUCUGCAGUGGAAACCAUGCUUGACAAGGAGAUCAACGACGACUCGGUGUUGGGAGUGCCGUCAAUCGAGGUGUUGGAGACCGUCAACCGUGAAGACAUUGACCAAGAAAUUAAGGAGUUGGGAGAGGCCUGGAGGUCGUUCAGGGGUCGCCGGACGUCCAUUGCACAGGACGAUUUUGAGGGCUUGAAGGAUGCCUACAACAACUUUACCAACGAGAUCAACGAUAUCUUUGUCACCAAGAAGAAUGAGACACUUGUCAAAAAGGGUCUCAAGAAGCCCACCAACUAA
Molecule: messenger RNA, 1815 nt
Organism: Suhomyces tanzawaensis NRRL Y-17324
Lineage: Eukaryota; Fungi; Ascomycota; Pichiomycetes; Serinales; Debaryomycetaceae
Gene: LPT1
Product: lysophospholipid acyltransferase
Exons: 1
Coding region: 1-1815 (604 amino acids)
Biological process (GO): lipid modification; glycerophospholipid biosynthetic process
Cellular component (GO): membrane; endoplasmic reticulum
Molecular function (GO): 1-acylglycerol-3-phosphate O-acyltransferase activity; 1-acylglycerophosphocholine O-acyltransferase activity
Source: RefSeq, a predicted model, not a curated record